Molecule: messenger RNA, 3061 nt
Organism: Protopterus annectens (West African lungfish)
Lineage: Eukaryota; Metazoa; Chordata; Ceratodontiformes; Protopteridae
Gene: SOCS6
Product: suppressor of cytokine signaling 6
Exons: 2
Coding region: 980-2581 (533 amino acids)
Biological process (GO): phosphatidylinositol phosphate biosynthetic process; regulation of growth; protein ubiquitination
Cellular component (GO): phosphatidylinositol 3-kinase complex
Molecular function (GO): 1-phosphatidylinositol-3-kinase regulator activity
Source: RefSeq, a predicted model, not a curated record
CGAGUUACUGGUACCAUCUCAUUCAAACCGCGCCGAAAGGCUUUAAAGUCAAUACAUCCUGCAUGUACCACAAUCUUCAGUAAUGAAUACACCGCGCGUUAGUCCAUAUUGAGUAAACAUUUGUUCCACCCCGCAGUCUUUGCUCCCAGAAUGCAACAGGCAACAAAGGGACAGAAAUAAAAGAAAGGAAAGAAAGUUUAAGAAAGGGAAAGCACAAUGAGUUUGGGCUAGAAAUUGAGCAGGUCACUGGUCAGUACUUUGGUCUCCUUUGUUUUAUUCGUGAUGUUCCGAAUCAGCAGGAUAAAAAGUGGCGAUAUCCUUCAUAUUUUCCAUAUGUGGUUGAAAGUAGUGGAGAGCCGAGUUUGGGUUUCUGUAUAACUAAUCUUUUUCUGUAUUGUGCCAGUGGUGCAUACACUUUCUGCUUGGUCAAGAGAAUCUAAAAGAUUGAGAGAUGGCAAAGGCUGGUCCUGAGUAGAUGUACCUGUUUUAGUUCCUGGAUGUGAAAACAGAACCUGGAGCUUUUUGAAGUUGGGGGCCAGUGAUACUAGCACUGAUUGAGGUGAGUUGGCAUGGGGGAUGGGGAAGUAUAAAGCAAUUUCCAAAAUCUGUGUACCGGUUAGGAGGAAAUGGUCGAAGAAUAUUUUGUUACCGUGUGUCCCGAGUACUGGUGCAGUCAAACUGAAGUCUGACAUAGACUGGUGAUUCUGCCGAGUGUUAUCUUCGUUCUUGUAGCUCCUUUGCAUGUGUUCACUGGCCGUUUCUCUUAGCUUCAAAGAUUACAGAUGAUGGACUAAAGGCUUCCGUUCCCCCCACCGCCGGUAGCAGCUGGUCUCGGUUUGUGAUGGUCUUGCUGCGGCCUGCACAGUGCAUUUUCUUCACUUGGAUGUGAUGGCUGUCCAUAUGGUUAAGUGAAUGACUGACCUUGUUUCUCCAGAGCUGCAGGAGUUGUUAAUCGUUUGGACUGAUUUGCUUUGCCAGAAUGAAGAAACUCUCUCUGAAGGCAUGGCGGAAGUCGUUCAAUUUAAAUAAUAAAAGUAAAGAUGAUAACGACUGUAUGGUGGUUCAGCAGCCAGCCUUGAACAAUGAGUUUGUGAAAGAUGAGCCUCUCUUUAGUUGUUAUGGUAAAGAUCUGGCCAGCUGUGAUUUAAAUGAAGACGAAAAGGGUCAUAAAAAUAGAACAAAAAGUGAAGGCAUAAUGGGGACAUUAAAGAGAAGACUUUCAGCAAAACAGAAGCAAAAGGGUAAAGCAAACAGCCCUUCAGUGAGUUCUGUGGAGGAUGAUACUUUCUCAUCUUCAUCUGCCCCUAUUAACUUUAGUGAUGUUAAAGCCCAGAGGUCUUUAAGGUCUGCUUCUGUUCGUGAUCACCACUAUAGUCCUACACCAUGGCCGCUCCGCCCAGCUAACUCUGAGGAGACUUGCAUUAAAAUGGAGGUAAAGGUAAAGGCUCUAGUGCACUCUUCUAGCCCAAGUCCAGCAUUAAAUGGUGUGCGAAAAGAGUUCUGUGACUUACAGACUGAUAAUGUGUUUCAGGAACAAAGCAAUGCAUUAAAAAGUACAGAAUCCCAAAAUGGGGAUGUGCAUCUUCAUAUCGCCGAACAUGUGCCUGUAGUUAUUGGACUUGUGCCUCAGGACUACAUUCAAUACACUAUGCCUUUAGAAGAUGGAAUGUAUCCUGUAGAGGGAUCACGUACCUGCUGUUUUGAUGGCUCUUCACUGAUGGAGGUUGCCUCUCUCCCAAAUCAGAUGGGAUCAAACACCCUUAACAUAGAUGACAGUCAGGUGGCUCAGGAUCUCUUGGGUCCCCCAGAUAUCUUUAUGGAAUCUGCUGUCAGUGGCCUUUUUGGAACAAAUGGUGUCAUGCUACAGAAUCCAAGGUCACUUCACAGUGAUGGCACUCCACUUUCACCAUUGCUACCUCCAAUGCAGAGUACCCAAAUGCAAAGAAACUUCACUGGAUUUAAUGCCACAGAUGCCCAUGUUGCUGAAAGUAUGCGCCACCAUUUGAAUUUUGAUCCCAACUCUGCUCCUGGUGUAGGUCGUGUCUAUGAUUCGGUGCAGAGCAGUGGGCCAAUGGUAGUAACAAGUCUUACAGAAGAGCUAAAAAAACUUGCAAAGCAAGGAUGGUACUGGGGACCUAUAACCCGUUGGGAGGCUGAGGAAAAACUUGCUAAUGUACUAGAUGGCUCAUUUCUUGUUCGAGAUAGUUCAGAUGAUCGUUAUCUGUUGAGCUUAAGCUUUCGAUCCCAGGGCAAGACACUUCACACUAGAAUUGAACAUUCAAAUGGUAGGUUUAGCUUUUAUGAACAACCAGAUGUAGAGGGACACACAUCUAUAGUAGAUCUUAUUGAGCACUCUAUAAGGGACUCUGAAAAUGGAGCUUUCUGCUAUUCUAGGUCUCGUUUGCCAGGUUCUGCAACCUAUCCGGUAAGGUUAACAAACCCGGUCUCUCGAUUCAUGCAGGUGCGAUCACUACAGUACUUGUGCAGGUUUGUUAUUCGCCAGUAUACCAGAAUAGACCUGAUUCAGAAACUGCCUUUGCCAAACAAAAUGAAGGAUUAUUUACAAGAAAAGCACUACUGACUGCUUGUGAGACUGUAGCAACUUGCACUUUGGGAACAAUAAGACAUUGAAUUAAAGGUUUACAAAUGUUCAUUGUUGUAUCAAUGUUUGCUGCCAUAAUAUCACUCUUAAGAAUGAAAAGUGAGUGGCAUCUGUUGUGCGAAAUUGAGGGUAUUUUAUUGCUUUUUUGUUUUGUUCUUGCUAAUUAUAAAAUACUAAGCCUGUAGAUGGUGGGAUGAAGGUUUUUCACUCAUUGUUUGGCGUUUUUCUGUCAUCUGUCAGUCUCGCAAGGAAAUGUAAAAGUUGUAUGUUUCCACUGUUUAAGGUGCAAGAAUAGUCGGCUUACUGGAAAUGUGGACAACACAUGCAUUCAGAACUUAUCACCACUUAGAACUCGCCAUUAGUAUGAGUAGUUUAGAAAGCCGAUUUAAUUUUGAACCCUUGCUGCUAGCUUUUGUUUGGUUUCUGUUAUAAUACAAGCACAGCAGUUGUGAAACUUUA